Erigeron canadensis is the source of this 2334-nucleotide messenger RNA. Its product is annotated as subtilisin-like protease SBT1.3. Lineage: Eukaryota; Viridiplantae; Streptophyta; Magnoliopsida; Asterales; Asteraceae. The record is from RefSeq and is a predicted model, not a curated record. Bases 1 to 2334 code for a protein of 777 amino acids. Gene Ontology annotation, biological process: proteolysis. Gene Ontology annotation, molecular function: serine-type endopeptidase activity. The transcript has 2 exons.
AUGGAGAGAAUUCAAGUACAAUGGUGUCUAUUUUUAUAUUUAUUUUUAUUUAUCAACUGUGUUAUGAGUACUUCCAACACCAAUGUUGGAUUCAAAAAAACUUUUAUUGUUCAUAUGAAUAACAUAGCCAUGCCUCCAACCUUCACGGAUCAUGUCGAAUGGUACGCAUCGGUUAUACAAUCUCUAACAGUUUCACCACUCGAUAACGAUAAUGAAGACGACAAAAGAAUCAUUUAUACAUACCGGUAUGCUUUUCAUGGCAUUGCUGCUCGAUUAACAGAUGAAGAAGCAGAAAGGUUAGAAGGCCAACACGGUGUCAUAAGCGUGUUACCAGACACAAAAUAUGAAUUGCAAACUACAAGAAGUCCUAUGUUUCUAGGGCUUGAGCCGCAAGAUAAAACGACAAUAGGGUUUGAUGAUGACUUGACCGGAAAUGAUGUGGUUGUCGGCGUGGUGGACACUGGGAUUUGGCCUGAGAGCGAGAGCUUUAUCGACACUCACCUUACGUCGGUUCCAAGCCAUUGGAAAGGAGCUUGUGAAGUUGGACCUGGUUUUGAGAAACGACAUUGUGAUAAGAAAAUCGUGGGCGCAAGAUCAUUCUAUCGUGGAAAUGAAGCCGCCAACGGGGGUAUUGACGAAGAAGAAGAGUACAAAUCACCAAGAGAUCAAGACGGGCAUGGAACACACACUGCAUCAACGGUAGCAGGAUCACCGGUGCAUGGUGCUAAUCUUUUUGGAUAUGCAUACGGGACAGCUAGAGGGAUGUCACCUGGUGCGAGAAUAGCAGCAUACAAAGUUUGUUGGCUUGCUGGUUGUUUCAGUUCGGAUAUUCUCUCUGCAGUUGAUCAGGCUGUAAAAGAUGGUGUUAAUGUCUUGUCCAUCUCUUUAGGUGGUGGUGCAUCUUCGUAUUCUCGUGAUAUCUUGUCUAUAGCCACUUUCGGUGCAAUGGAAAAGGGGGUUUUUGUUUCCUGUGCCGCAGGAAAUGAAGGACCAGAAGCGGGUAGUAUAACAAAUGUGUCUCCUUGGAUGACGACAGUCGGGGCAAGUAUUAUGGAUAGAGAUUUUCCGGGUGUUGUAAGGUUAGGAAAUGGGAAGAUAUUGUCUGGAGUUUCAAUAUUCAGUAGAGGAGAAACAAAUAUGUCUUUGGAGAAGCAAUAUUAUCCUUUAGUUUUUCUGGGGACUAAUUCAAGUAGCUCGAAUCCUGCUUCAUUGUGUAUGGUAGGAACGUUGGAUAACGAGUUGGUUUCUGGGAAGAUUGUGAUAUGUGACCGUGGAGUCAACCCGCGGGCUCAAAAGGGUCAAGUGGUGAAAGAUGCAGGGGGAAUAGGGAUGAUUUUGUUGAACAAUGCUGAUGAUGGAGGUGACUUGGUGGCCGAUAGCCACGUUAUUCCAACGGUGGCUCUACGUGAUCAGGAAGGGAAAGCAAUCAAGGAAUAUGCACUUAAAGAACGAAAGCCCAUGGCGAAUCUUAAGUUUUUUAGGACAAAAGUAGGUAUAAGACCGUCUCCAGUGGUGGCGUCAUUUUCAUCUAGGGGGCCUAAUGGUAUAUCACCGAGUAUUUUAAAGCCGGAUGUGGUGGCUCCUGGGGUUAACAUACUUGCAGCGUGGACCGGAGUUUUGGGUCCAACGGGUCUUUACACUGAUCGUAGAAGAGUGAAAUUUAAUCUACUUUCAGGAACUUCCAUGUCAUGCCCACAUGUGAGCGGGGUUGCUGCUUGGCUCAUGGCACGACGACCAGGUUGGAGCCCGGCCGCUAUAAAAUCGGCAUUGAUGACAACGGCUUAUGUUCAUGAUCACUCUUUUGAUCCACUAAGUGAUUCUUCAACCGGUGGACCAUCAGGUCCAUUUGAACAUGGUUCGGGCCAUAUAAACCCGCCUAAAGCACUUGACCCAGGUCUAGUUUAUGAUAUUGGACCACAAGAUUACUUUGACUUCUUGUGCACCCAAGGUUUGACCAAAACCGAGCUCAAAGUUUUUGCCAAAUUCUCUAACCGAACUUGUCAACACUCGAUUUCUAAACCAGGCGAUUUAAAUUAUCCGGCUUUAUCAGUUGCAUUCCCAAAAGAUGAGCGAGUUCGUAAGGUGACCCUCAAGCGGACAGUCACGAACGUUGGACUUGCUAAUUCUAAGUACCAUGUCGCGGUUUCACGGUUCAAAGGGGUUAAUGUGAAAGUAAAGCCAGCAACCUUAAAUUUUGUGGAGAAAUAUGAGAAGUUGUCUUACAAGGUUACAUUUAUAUUGAAAGCUAAGCAAACAACGCUUGAAUAUGGAGGAUUGAUAUGGAAUGAUGGUGUGCAUAGAGUAAGAAGCCCAAUUGUGAUCACAUGGUUGUAA